UCAGCUUUACGGACGGAACAGUCCACAGCACAUCAUCGACAGGCAGUAUUUGUUAUUUUGCAGCGAAUAUCCAGACAGAGACUCAAAAUGAUCGAGGUGGUUUGCAACGAUCGCCUGGGCAAGAAGGUCAGGGUCAAGUGCAACUCUGAAGACACCAUUGGAGAUCUGAAGAAGCUCAUAGCUGCUCAGACAGGAACCCGUUUUGACAAGAUUGUACUAAAGAAAUGGUAUACUAUAUUCAAGGACCACGUGUCUCUGGGUGACUAUGAAAUCCAUGAUGGGAUGAACCUUGAGCUGUACUACCAGUAGACCAGAGGAGGACCACAGUUCAAUGCCACACAGAUGACCCUCUACGUUCACACGCACACACACACACACACACACACACACACUCAUACACAUGCACACACAGAAAUGGGAUUGGUAUCCGGAAACCACCAUGAUCAUCAGGGAGAGCAGGAGCAGUAUCUACAUAAACAUUACAUUGAUCUCAGUUUUAGUGAAUUAAUUUUGCCCACAAAUUAUGUUAAAGAAAUGUUGUUGUUCAGUUUUUGUUUUGAUAUUUUGGAAAUAAAGCGGAUAUUUACCUAC
Molecule: messenger RNA, 591 nt
Organism: Anoplopoma fimbria (sablefish)
Lineage: Eukaryota; Metazoa; Chordata; Actinopteri; Perciformes; Anoplopomatidae
Gene: ubl5
Product: ubiquitin like 5
Exons: 5
Coding region: 88-309 (73 amino acids)
Biological process (GO): mRNA splicing, via spliceosome; protein modification process
Cellular component (GO): nucleus; cytoplasm
Molecular function (GO): protein binding; protein tag activity
Source: RefSeq, a predicted model, not a curated record